Molecule: messenger RNA, 2803 nt
Organism: Sclerotinia trifoliorum
Lineage: Eukaryota; Fungi; Ascomycota; Leotiomycetes; Helotiales; Sclerotiniaceae
Source: the annotation of a GenBank genome assembly
GCCACUAUUCCCUUUGUAGUUUACCAUUUUGUGGUAUGUGCUUAAAAGUAAAGUGUGACAUACUUGGCCGCACGAGUAGGAAUAGGGCAGGGCAGACGACAGGGGUACCUUGUGAGUAACCUGGACGUUCAACCCAUACUAGCACCGGAUGCACACAAAAAUGGCAUAACUCGCUUUAUGAUUUCACGAUAAGAGAUACGAUACAAUUCCCUAUUAUGUACGGAGUACUGCCUGCUAUUGGUGCAAGGUCGACUGGCGAGCUGGGGGGGGUUCUUGUGAAUUGGGGUGUUGGUUGCUUUUGUGCGCGAUAAAUCCGUAACACUGUGUUAAACAGUAUUGCUGUGAGGAAUUGCUAGAUAGUGUGCGGUAGAUUUACGUGUUAGUACAACGAGCCCUAAGAUAGGGUUAUUCGUCUCUACUAAAUUUGGCUGUGCAAGCAAGCGCCUACCGCAGUUAUGCGAGACAUGGAAAUGGGCGACGUGAAAACCUCAGAUGGGGCUGCGACCGUUGCUACCACUUCGUCAGGCGGAGAGACGAUAGACACACCCGAGGCGCGCGACUCUUUCUCCCAAAAAGAACCUGCUGUGGGCAUGACCCCUAGAGACUCUACCUCAGCCGCGACAGAACGGCCAACAAGCGCAAGCAGCGAGCCGCAGUAUCCAGAGGGCCUCAAACUCAUUACUAUUAUACUAGCGCUGUGUUUGGCUGUGUUUUUGGUGGCACUGGAUCAGACAAUUAUUUCUACUGCUAUUCCGAAGAUUACGGAUCAUUUUCGGAGUACGGGGGACAUUGGUUGGUGAGUGCGUUGACGUUGUGUGUUGGGCAAUGGAUUGGUGUCUUUGAGGUGUAUAUGAGUGAUUGUUGACGUCUGUAGGUAUGGGUCGAGCUACUUACUCACGAAAGCUGCGUUGCAGCCUAGUUUUGGAAGGAUAUACUCUACCUUCAGUGUGCGCACCGCGUUUCCCAAAUAGAGAACCGGUUGUUGGCUAACGAAUUGGUAGAUCAAAUAUACGUUCCUGGCUGCCAUUGCCAUCUUCGAGCUUGGGUAAGUAUUCAGCACCUGCGCUAUCAGUCCCACGUACUAACAGAUCAACACACAGCUCCCUAAUAUGCGCUACGGCAACCAGCAGCAAUACCCUGAUCGUUGGCCGAGCCAUCGCUGGAGCAGGCGUGGGAGGUCUGUUUACGGGUUCAAUUAUUAUUGUUGUGUAUAGUUGUAAGUUCUAGCUUGCUUCAACUCCCCACUCAUACAAGUGCUUCUCAAGACAUGCAGAACUGACUUGAGAAGUACCGCUGCGCAAGAGGCCGCUGGCCAUGGGUAUCAUCAGUAGCAUGUGGGGAAUAGCAUCAGUCGCCGGACCAUUACUCGGCGGCGUCUUUACGUAAGUCUCCCAUUUACAGAUAGACCACCUAUAAAACCACUAACCUUCUCUAACAGCGAUAAACUUUCCUGGCGCUGGUGCUUCUACAUCAAGUGAGGAUAUCAACAACCCCUCCCCCAAGUCCAGAACCUCAACAAACACCAGCUAACUCCCCUCCCCCCCACAGCCUCCCCAUCGGAGCCUUCUGCAUCGCUGUAAUAUCUCUCAUCCUUCACAUCAACCGCCCCAAUAACCCCUCCUCCCUAACCCUCAAACAACGCAUCUUAAAACUUGAUCUCCUCGGCACCUCCCUAUUCAUCCCCGCCAUAGUCUGCCUCCUCCUCCCUCUCCAAUGGGGCGGCUCCACUUAUCCUUGGAACAGCGGCCACAUUAUCGGCCUCUUCGUCACCUCGGGGUGUCUCACCCUCCUAUUCAUCUACACCCAGAUCCGGCUCGGCGAGGCCGGGACACUCCCUCCAUACCUUUUCCAAAACCGGAAUACCGUAUGCGCAUUUGCAUUCUCGGCGUUUUUUGGCGCCGGGUUUUUUAGUCUAUCGUACUACCUCCCUGUGUAUUUUCAAAGUAUCAAAGGCUCCUCGGCCCUGCACGCAGGAAUCCAAAUGCUACCCCUGCUAAUUGCAUGCACGAUAAGUUCAACCGGAACUGGGGCGCUGAUCUCAGCACUAGGGUACUACACCCCCAUCAUGAUCAUCUGCAUGGUGUUAUUUGCCAUAGGCUCCGGGCUACUGACCACGCUCUCGGUCACAACGUCGUAUGCGCGUAACGCGGGAUUCCAAGUUCUUACAGGUCUGGGCGUGGGUGUGGGGUUCGAGAGCGGUAUUAUUGUAGCGCAGACGGUGAUGCCAAUUAAGCGGAUUCCGGUGGCGAUAUCGUGUGUUUCGUUGUUUAUGACGCUGGGUGGAGCGGUCUUUGUGCCGGUUUCGCAGACGCUGUUUCAGAAUAGGUUGGUAGGGGGAAUUGAGGAAAGGGCCCCGGGGUUGGAUGCGAGGGCGUUUUUGGAUAGUGGGGUUACAGAGAUUAGGGUGUUAUUGAAAACAUGGGGGCAGGAGGGGCAACUGGAGAAGGUAUUGGAGGCGUACGUGGAGGGGUUGAGGGCGACAUUUUGGGUUUCAGCGGCUUGUGCUAUUGGGGGUUUUCUGGCGGUCUGUGGAUUGGACUGGAGGAGUGUAAGGAAGGAGAAGAAGGAGGGGGGGCAUUGACCUAGUGGGAUUGGAAUGGUGAAAAUUGUAUGUGCCGUGAUAGAUGGGAAGUUUGUGUAUGGAACAAAAAAGAUGAUGUAAACAAAAUUGAUAGAAGGCAAAGGACAAGAUAUUAUAAAACAAAAGAGCUUACAACGUUUGGAAAGUUAGACAAUGAUUGUAUAGUUUGCCCUAACCUACUUUUGUAGGCAUAUGUUACGAUAAUAUGACGUUCGUCGUAAC